AUGGCUGGCACAAGGAACUACGAUUUUCUGAUCAAACUCCUCUUGAUCGGUGAUUCCGGUGUGGGCAAAUCUUGCUGUCUUUUGCGAUUCAGCGAGGACUCAUUCACCCCCUCCUUUAUCACCACCAUCGGUAUUGACUUCAAAAUCCGCACAAUCGAGUUGGACGGCAAGCGGGUCAAAUUACAAAUUUGGGAUACAGCAGGCCAGGAACGCUUCCGUACCAUCACAACUGCAUACUACCGUGGUGCCAUGGGCAUCCUUCUUGUCUACGACGUAACCGAUGAGCGCUCUUUCCAGAACAUUCGAACCUGGUUUUCCAACGUCGAGCAACACGCCAGUGAGGGAGUACACAAGAUCCUUAUCGGAAACAAGUGUGACUGGGAAGAGAAGCGAGCUGUGUCGAAGGAACAAGGCCAACAGCUUGCUGAUGAACUUGGCAUUCCCUUCUUGGAGGUUUCUGCCAAGAACAACAUCAACAUUGAGAAGGCAUUCUACGACCUUGCAACAGAUAUCAAGAAGGGCAUGGACACCUCAAAGACUGAACAAAGUGGUGGUCAUGGAGUCAGCAUAGAUCAGCAGGGCUCGGGGAGUGGUGGGGCUGGAGGAAAGUGCUGUUGA
Messenger RNA from Penicillium taxi, 618 nucleotides. RefSeq names its product Rab family GTPase srgA (gene srgA). The coding region runs from base 1 to 618 and encodes 205 amino acids. Gene Ontology annotation, cellular component: endosome; plasma membrane. Gene Ontology annotation, biological process: protein localization to plasma membrane; regulation of exocytosis; protein secretion. NCBI's taxonomy places the organism in Eukaryota, Fungi, Ascomycota, Eurotiomycetes, Eurotiales, Aspergillaceae. The record is from RefSeq and is a predicted model, not a curated record. Gene Ontology annotation, molecular function: GTPase activity; GTP binding. The transcript is spliced from 3 exons.